AUUUGAGAAAAUAGAACAAGUGAAAUUAAAUUAUUUAAAAAAAAAUCAAGCAAAAUUGUAAAUCAUAUAGAAUUGUGAAUAUUGUCGCUAAAAAAAGGUUGAAAUAUUAUUUUAUUUUGUUUUUAUUGGUCAUCACAAAAGGUUAAAUCGAAAUGAGCAAUGAUAGAAAAUUUGGCGUGGCCAAUGGUAAUUCAAAAGUGCCAUUAAAAGAGAAUAAUGCCAAAGAAACGCCAUCACGAAAAAAUUCAAUGAAAUCAAAAAUGGCGUCCUCAUCAUUAAAGCGUCGUCAAUCAACUGAUUGUAAGACCGAAUAUGCUGUGGAAAAUGUGACACCAACAUCGUCAUGUUCACGUGAUUCGUCUCAAAGUCAAUUGUAUGGCUUGGGUGUAUACCCGAAUCCACAGAAUUUGUCAUCACACCGAAACGGUGUGCAUCGCACCGAACCGGCAUUUGCCAUUAAACAGUCCCGAAACACACGUUCCGGUACAAAAUUAAAGGAAGAACUAGCCCAAUUGGCAAAUUCAUUCAACGAAUGGGAAGAUGAAACGAUGACAAAACGUCGCUCGACUAAAACGAAUGCAAAUAAUCAAUCCACUGCCACUGUGGUUGCUGCCACAAGCAAAUCAAAUAAUGUUAAAUCGUUUAGUGGCAUUAAAUCCGUCACGAAAUCACCAAGAAAACGAAAUGAAAAAGGUAUGACCAGUUCAACUCCGAACCGUGUUGAGCUAAUUCAAACUAAAGUUUUGGAUCUUAACAAUAAUUCAAAUGGCAAGAAAUUGGAUUGCAAUAAACGUUUAGAAUAUGAUUUUGUCGAUGAAACCGAACGAGUCAACCGAAACGUUUCAAAUGCAUCUGCUAUAUAUGCUACGGUUAACAAAGUCGCCGUGCCAAAGCAAACGGUACCGGAGCCAACUAAAAAGGUUGAAGUAACCAAGGGUUUGGUAUCUAACCGUGCGGCUUUAUUUGAGACAAGUGCAUUGCGUGCCACAAACGAUGCAACAGCAAAUGAAAAGAAAAAUGAAAAGGAUCCGGCCGAAAUAUCGUUUAAAAAGCGAAUGGAAAUAUUCGAACAAAAUAAAAGUGGAGCAAUGAUUCCAAGAUCAUCAAUAUCCUUGGCAGCUCCGAUCAAACAAAUCAUGGCCCAUAAGAAGCCAACGGAAACGGUCAAACAAGCAAUUACAACACCGCAGAAACCAAUCGAUAGUGUUGCCACAUCGGUCACACCACAACCAUCACCAGCAUCAGCAUCAAAAAUAGACAACUACAAUAAAGCAAUUAAAGCAGAAACAAUCGCUUCUGGACGUGGUAUUCGACAAACAGUUGCUGCUUUAUUGGCUGCACCGGCCACCAUUUCUGAGUCUCGCAUCAUAAGCGAAACUCGUAAAAUUCGUGAACAAGAAAUGCAUGUCGUUUUAAACCGAUGCAAUGAAAGAUUCUGUGAUGAUUUACCAGCUGUGUCACAACCAAAACCAACAUCACCACCACCACCACAAAAAAUGCCAGCGCAUUCAAGUGAACCCAAAAAACGAAUAAGCGAUGAGCACCUUGGUGUUUCGGCUGAUGUUCGAAGAAGUUUGGAGAGUGUAAAACGCAUUAAAGUCAAUCCACCAAAAAAUGGUCAUGCAUAUCCAUCACUGACUGAUAUUGAAUCUUCGGGCGCCGAAAGAAUGACACCAGAAAAUUAUACACCAGAACCAGCCAUAUAUACCCAAAAAGUCAAUAUACAACCAAUCAUACAUCGCUAUAUGUACAGUUCACAAGAUGAAGGAGAUGAAGAAUGGAAUAGUUAUAUGGAUUCAGAGGAUGAUGAUAUAAGUCUUGCAUCUACUGAUUUUGAUAAUUACAUAGGUGAAGCCAUCAAUAAUUUGGACGAUGAUUUAGAUGAACACAAUUGCACUGGAAACGCGGUUCAAAAUGGUACGCUUCCAUCGAAUAGCUUCAGCUAUGUUGCCCAUAAGUCAUCAAAUCGCCAACAUUUGACAUUCAAAGAUGAAGCAACAACCAGUCACCAUGGUACAAAAUUCCAAAGUCCAAUUAAAUCCAGAUUGAUGGCGAAUCCAUCGGACGAUUAUGAUUCAUUAACGUACACCGUUGACCGAUAUCGUCGUCAACAAAUACAAAAUUCACCAAACGCCGAGAAAAUGAUGAAUCGGAUGCCAAUUCUUACGCCACCAAUGGAUGAGCACACUACAACCGAUGAUAAUACUGAUUUUUAUGAAGAAAUUGAAAAGAUUACGCAAGAAUACAUUCGAUCUCAAAAUGAUUUGGUUGAACACAAGAUCAAGUUAUUGCAGCACAAUAUUGAUAUUCAAAAUCAACAGAUUACACAAUCCAGCAACGCAUUGAACACAUGCGCAUCAAUGCUCGAAUUCUCUGGAUCAGCCGAAUCAGUUGUGGCUGAAUGGAAACUUUUGGUUGCAACCCACAGCCGAAAAGCUUUAUCCGAUGAAAUGGAACGUUUGGAAAAUGAAAGAGUUUUGCGUCUACCGAAUGCAACCAAAGAACGUUGUCGCCUAACAAUAAAAAAUAUUGUGUUGCCAUUGCGCGAUGACUAUGUGAAAAAGGUGGCAGAAGAGGAAAUUGUUGGCCAUCAUUUGGUAUGUUUAUUGAAAUAUAAUGAACAUGUUCUUGCGACAAAAACAAUUCCAACAUUACCCGGACUCAGAGCUGUUAAAUUUCCGGGUGAAUUACACUUGGACAAUGUGUAUGCCGAUUUUAAAAUUACGCUCGAAAUCUAUGGAAUGAUUGCACAAAAAGAGUGUAUACCGCAUGAGGAAAAGUAUCACAUUCACAAAGGGAAGAAAGGUGUGAUUAAGACGCCAAAAGGUAAAAAAGCUGGAUCAUGCUUAAUCAUGCCACCGAUUCAAUUGCCAGCCAACCAAAAUGCUGUUCAUGCACCAGCAUUUGCGUCCUAUGGUUUUACCACAAUCGAAUUGCGUGAAGUACAACAAAAUACAUGGAAUUUGCAGGAAACUUCACCUGAAAUUACACCAUUGUGCGGAACGGUACAAAUGAAAAUCAAUUGUGCGUUCACCGUCAAUAUCGACCACCGGGCAUUUUUAACCAUGUUCGAAGAUGUGUCCGGUUUCGGUGCAUGGCAUCGUCGUUGGUGUCGAUUGCACGGCAAUAUCUUGAGCUACUGGAAAUAUCCAGACGAUGAACGUUUAAAACCACCAAUUGGUUCUUUGGAUUUAAGCGUAUGCGAACAACAACAAAUCUCAACGGCACCGCGUGACAUGUGCGCCCGUUUAAAUACAUUCAUGAUUGAAUUGAAACGGCCACGCCGUGCCGAUGACAAAGACUCAAUGCUACUUCGAACACAAGGAAAAUACUCAUAUGUUAGCCAUUUAUUGUCAGCCGACGAUAAGAAAGAACGUGACGAAUGGUGCGAAUACUUUAACAAGACAUUGUUAUUGAUGCGAGCAUGGGGAAAUUCAUCAAAAUGACAACAUCCGUAUUGGUUUAAGAAGAAAAAAAUGGUUUUCCACAUAAUAAAGAAAAAUUCAAAAUGGUUAGAAGAAAAA
Messenger RNA from Contarinia nasturtii (swede midge), 3524 nucleotides. RefSeq names its product anillin-like. NCBI's taxonomy places the organism in Eukaryota, Metazoa, Arthropoda, Insecta, Diptera, Cecidomyiidae. Bases 153 to 3446 code for a protein of 1097 amino acids. The transcript has 7 exons. The record is from RefSeq and is a predicted model, not a curated record. Gene Ontology annotation, biological process: septin ring organization; actomyosin contractile ring assembly; mitotic cytokinesis. Gene Ontology annotation, cellular component: actomyosin contractile ring.